This is a messenger RNA of Prunus armeniaca (apricot), 330 nucleotides long. The record is from the annotation of a GenBank genome assembly. NCBI's taxonomy places the organism in Eukaryota, Viridiplantae, Streptophyta, Magnoliopsida, Rosales, Rosaceae.
AUGAAGAGGAGCAGUUGGACUAUGAACCAUCUGCAGAUGACCAGAUUGGACUGGGCAGAAGAAUAUAGGGAAGAACAGAUGGAGUAUGAUGGAGAACUGGAUGAAGAAACUGAGGCUUUCAGAGAUCUAGGCAUUAAUAUGGUAUUUAUCUUACUAGAAAAGUUCAGGGCAGUAGAAGGGCAAGAAAGCACUUUGGAAGGAGAUGUGUUUUCCCAGAAAAGUUUUGAGUGCAGAUUGGCAGAGGUAGAUGAGGCGCUAGAACAGAAACCACAUACUGCCAAGACAGGCGAAACUGUCAUGAAAUUGGGGGUAUUCCUAUUCCCAAAGUGA